Molecule: messenger RNA, 3723 nt
Organism: Alligator mississippiensis (American alligator)
Lineage: Eukaryota; Metazoa; Chordata; Crocodylia; Alligatoridae
Gene: NCOA4
Product: nuclear receptor coactivator 4
Exons: 11
Coding region: 217-2001 (594 amino acids)
Biological process (GO): response to hormone; intracellular iron ion homeostasis
Molecular function (GO): transcription coactivator activity
Source: RefSeq, a predicted model, not a curated record
CCGCCCCGCGCUGCGCCGCAGUUCUCGCGAGAGCCGCGCCGGCCACUGCUCCACGCUCCGGCCCUGCAGGACGAGCCGCCGCCGCCGGAACCUCGUGGGAGACGGCUAAAGAAGUCUUGCUAAAGUCAGGGUGCAUCACAUCCACUGCUUCCCCCAACCACAGAGGCUAUCGUCUUAUCAUAGAAGGGAAUCAGUGUGUCCAGAACGUUUUCAAGAAUGAGUCGACCACAGGACAGGACUGGACACUCCUGCAGUAAGGAGUCUCUUGCAAAGUGCCUUCAAGCUAAGAAGGACUUGGAGACAGCUCUUGGUGGGAUCGUCAAGGCUGAACAGCAGAUUAAAGACAACUGGAGAGAGGUCAAAGCUCAGAUUCACAGCUGCAUAAGUCGCCAUCUGGAAUGCCUGCGCAGUCGGGAAGUUUGGCUGUUUGAACAGGUGGAUCUCAUUCAGCAACUCAAAGAGGAAGCUUUACAGCAGCAAGCACAACAGCUUUACUGGCUGUUGGGCCAGUUCAAUUGUAUUAUUCAUCAACUGGAACACCCCCAUAGUAAUGACCUAGCCAAUCAGAUUUCGGUGUGCCUGGAGAGAUUGGGUAACUUGACCCUUAAACCAGAAGAGUCCUCCAUCCUGAACUUUGAAGCUGAUAUGUCCUACCUUCGUCAGGCUAUUACAUCAUUUGGCUCCAUCAAAACUAUGCAAACUUCAGAGACAGAAAAUUGUUCUCCUUGGAUACCAGUGCAGAACUGUAUCCUGGCCAACUAUGAACAGCAGAAACCACUGUAUGGAACAUUGGGGUCCCCACUCACUGACUGGCUACUUGGAAGCAAACCUGCUAAUGUUUGUCAGGCUUCGCAUGUUCCUAGCACCAGUGCUGAUGACUGGCUUAUGAAAAGGAAUGUGCCAGAGACCAACCAGGAUGUAAGUCCUUCCAAAGCCUGUUAUUUUGAGCAAGACUGGGGAAACCUGAAAGAUCUGGAAAACUGGCUCCUUCAGAAUCAGCAAAGAGAAUAUUCUGAGAGGACAGAUUCCCAUAGAAACAAGAGUUCCACCACCUCCACCUCCAUUGAAAAGAGCGCAGACCCGGAGUCCCAGGAGCAAGACGAGAUGGAUCUUUCUGACUGGUUGCUUACUCCUCCUCCUGAUCAAGAAAAAAAUAGUGCUUCAGAUGAGAAAUUGAAAUAUGAAUUCAGGCCUUUUAGGGAGGAAUUUAACAUAAUUGAUUGGCUCUCCAAACCUGAGUCCUGUGCUAAUUGCUGUAUUAGCCAGGCCAAGGGUGUAGAGAUUGAAAAUCUUGGGAAUCUUAAGUGCCUGAAUGAAUACCUAGAUGUGAAGAAGUCUCCCACUGUGUCAAACAAUGCUUGGCUCCUUCAGCACCCACAGACACCACUUAAAGUGGAAGAUGUGUGCAAAGCUAAUGAGCUAUGUAACAGCUUUUCAGAGUGUGUGUGUGAUGAAAACUGUGAAAAAGAGGCUCUCUGCAAGUGGCUUCUGAAAAAAGAAGGAAAAGAUAAAAAUGGUGUUUCAGUAGGCCAGAUGCCUCUACUGAACCCUGAGCCUGAAAAACUAAAUCCUGCUGUCAACAUCUGGCUUCCCCCUUCUAGGCAGUUUGUUGAAGAAUCAGCAGCUACUGCAGAUAAUUUAGAGAAAGUUGUCAGACCCCUGAAAGCAUUGCUUGAAAGUCCUUUGACAGAUUGGCUAGCUAAAUCAGAGCACAAAGCAGCAAGCACAGAAGAAAAGGCAAGUAAGGAGAAAGCAGAUGUUAGCUUCAAGAGUCCUUUUCUAGACCUCCUGGCCCCAUUCCACCUUCCUUUGAAUGUAAACAGUUGGGUGAUGAAUUCCAAGAAUACAGAAAAUGCCAAUCAGACUCCAUUGGAAGACAAAUGGUUGCUACGUAAAAAAGCACAAGACUUUGGCCUUCCUACUGUUUGUGACCUUUUUGCCUGCAUGAAACUUAAUGGAGAAACAGAAAAGUGGCUGUACCAGACUCCUUUACAGAUGUGAAGACACAAGAUUGUCACAUCUCAUUCUGCUGAUCACCACAUUCAUGCCCAGUGACUGCAGCCAGCUGAAUUUGUCAUGUUUGCCUCCGACUAAUCUGCUUUAUUUUUCUUCCAAACUGAACUAAAGGAAAAACCAUUCAUAUAUUAACUGAAUUAAGGUGCAGAAAUGCCUUUGUGUUAUACUGACUGAUUCCCAAGCACAGGUCCAGUGUAUAUAAGCACACCAACACAAUAGAUGUUGGGAGUUUGUAUCCUUCGUGAGCCUGUGUGAAUCAUUAUGGGUUGGUACUUGAAGUAUGCUGAAGCCAGCAGUUAUGAAAUGAAUGUCAUGGUGCUUUUAAAUCGCCAUCUGGUGUUUAGACUGUACUACAGGAUUGCAGUUUUUUAACCCAAAGGUUUGCCCUUGUCUGUCAUAAGAUGCACCCCAGCCUUUACUAGCCCUUAGCUGUGUCUGUCAUGAAACUUCUAGCCUUCAAAGGUUUUAUUUGCAUUCUGUUUUUUUUAAUAAUGCAAGCUCAAAGCCAUUGUGAAUUUUGAAAACCUACAGUGCUAGUCCUUUAGAGUGAUUUAGUAAAAACGAACUUACCCUCCUGACAGGUUUUUCCCUUAAACGAGUUUUUCAGGUGUCUAGAACAGGUGUAAGAUUUGGCUCUUCCUUUUCAAAUUAAUGUCAAACUGAAAGGUUUUCAGUGCUGUUAAUCCUGAUGCAUCGGAAGACCAAGAGCCAACAUUUAAAAAGGUAACAGUUGAAAUUUUACUGAAAAGAAUUGAAUAACUUCAGUUUUUAGACUAAUUUAAUGACUUACUGGUCUAUCGAAACAACUGCUAUCGUUCUGUUAAGCUAGAAAACACUAUACUGAUGAUCUGUUUUAAGAGUGUUUCAUAUAUUAAAGGUGCCUGUUCCUUUAGUAUCUAACUGCAGAGAAGCAAGGUCAGAUUAAUUUUGUUCACUGUAACAGUGACUGAACAUGAAAUAUCUCCUUUUAGCAUCCAACAUUUUUAUCCUUUAGCAACCUUGGUAUUUUGAAUUUAAAUUACCUCUGCAUUUAGGAUUUUAAGCCAUUAGUGUGUUAAGCGCAAAUAUGGAGUGUGUUGGCUACCUUUGUGAGAGAAAAUCAGCAGAGCUAUUUAAUUUCUUUUGUUCACAAACUUUGAGGGAUUUUGCAAAAUAUUUUUUCUUAAAGCUUGCCUGGAAUACAAAUGGAAAGAUUGGGUAUUGCUAUAGCGUGAGAGCAUUCCUGUUGACAAUCAGUAUUUUAGUAGCUUGUUAGUUAAAUGUUAGAAAAAAAAUCUUAAACCUUUGCACACUGAAGUUAUAGUUUCACUUUGGGAGAAUGUGCACAUUGACAAUAUAAACCCUAUGAGCUUAAGCUUAGUGGACCACUUAAAAAACCUGUCUUCUAACACCUUGAGCCUUUUACUGAAAGUAGAAUGAUGAUGAAUUUGUGAAAUUCAGUUUUUUUACUGAACACAUCUUGCUGCUUGGAAACACUAACACCAGGGACAGCCUAUUUGAUUGACAGAUGAACUUAAAAGAUGAGGGGAGUGCCCAACUCACUUUUUAUAGCUUUGCAAGUCAGCGUGUGUUCAUUUAGUCAGUACAUUGUGAGCCAUGAAACUUUAUUCAUUUAUUUUUCUCAACUGACUCCAGUUUAGUUAUGCUAAUGAAUAUUUAUGUAAAACAUUGGUGAGUCUUUUCCAUUAAAACAACAUUGCAGUCAAA